AUGUACGAGACCAACCUGUACAACAACAAUGAGGGCGGUAACAGUGCGAGUAGCAGUGAGUGUAGUACUCUCUACGACCCGACUAUGCUAGGUCCGGGCCCGGGAUUUGAUCAAAACCCACCACCACAGCAACCACCACCACCACACCCUUGGACCAGCGAAUACGCGGCGAGUUGGGGAGUUCCACAAGAUCUGGAGCCUGCCGUUUGGGAUAUGGGCCUGAGUGACUACUACGCCGGAACGGUAUUUCCGUAUAAUUUCAUCAACCGUACACGAUUCAAUGGCACUGGAUCCUCUGGUAGGGCCCUGAACACAGCCAUUGGGGUAGAGGUACCGCUAGAGCCGGUCGAGCGGCGGCGGAGGCUCCGAGACACUGCCGAAACACUCCUUCCAAAUGAUGACUCUUCCAAACACAACAACGGCUCUCGUUCCCCUACCGCGCCAGACCCCGGAGUAGCUGCUCGACUGCGCAAGGAGAUGGGGGGCGCCAAGACCUUCAUGUGGUCGCGGGUUGAGGGCGAAAACCCAAAUCCCAGGAUGUACCUCAUAUUUAACCUUGCGUACGAUAUAGAUAAGAAGAUAGCAUCAAUUGCGGCCGAUGUAUAUUCCAUACGCUAUGGCUUUAAGGCGCUCUUGAAGGCUGGCGCGUUGUUCGCACUGCGAGAUAACCUGCAAAAAAGUCUGCGGGCAAUUGAAAAGGCCCAUGCCGAGCUUGAGAGGAUACUUGACCAGGCGGUGGACGAGACUGAUGGGUUUGUGCGCCCUAGUCCGUACGCGAAGAUUCCGUCGAUGAUUAAGACUAGGCGCCGGGAGGUGAAUAGUGAGGGUGAGUACUUCCCACGGCCGCGGGCAGCCUUGAGGGUCCCUGUUGUACCUACGGUAGUCCAAAGAUAA
Morchella importuna is the source of this 894-nucleotide messenger RNA. RefSeq lists its product as uncharacterized. The record is from RefSeq and is a predicted model, not a curated record. The transcript is spliced from 2 exons. Bases 1 to 894 code for a protein of 297 amino acids. NCBI's taxonomy places the organism in Eukaryota, Fungi, Ascomycota, Pezizomycetes, Pezizales, Morchellaceae.